Messenger RNA from Phialemonium atrogriseum, 963 nucleotides. RefSeq lists its product as uncharacterized. The coding region runs from base 1 to 963 and encodes 320 amino acids. The transcript has a single exon. NCBI's taxonomy places the organism in Eukaryota, Fungi, Ascomycota, Sordariomycetes, Cephalothecales, Cephalothecaceae. The record is from RefSeq and is a predicted model, not a curated record.
AUGGACACGUCUCUCCCUCCGAACGACGGCGAAGGGGCUGCGCCCCAGCCAGGAGCAUCGUCGCAGGCCCCGGCGACUAUGCCUGCUAUUGUGGAAGCCACCAUCGCUGCAGUUGAGCAGAUUACUUCCAGCGAUGACGAGGUCGUGUUGAAAGGCAAAUCUGCGAUCCCUGGCAAACCCGGCCGCCCCUCCCGUCCGGUCCGUGGCCGACCACUGACAGAGAGAGAAGCCUACUUUGCUACGCCCGGGCCCAGUCGCCCCAUGAAGCACCCUGCGGAAUCCGAGGAGCCCCAAGAGGGUACACAGCGUGGUACGAAGCGCAAUAACCGUAACAUUCCCAGAGCUGCCCCUAAAUUCACCGCUGACACAGGAGCCACUCCAGCUGCUGGGCCUGCCGUGCCACCGUUUGCACAGCAGGGACAGGGAAUGGCUAUGCCUCCCCCCGGCCCAGGCCCAUUCCCCGGUCCAUUCCCGGGUCCAUUCCCGGGUCCAGCUGUCUACCAGUAUCCCCUGGCCUACCAGUAUCCCCUAGCCUACCAGUAUCCCCUGGCCUACCAGUAUCCCCUGGCCUACCAGCAACCACCCUACUCGAUCGACUACUCGGUGAACGUCAUCGACCACCAAACCGCUCUCAUGGUCCAGGGCGCAGUUGAGGGCACACUGAUGCAUCUGGCUGGGCACCGCGACUUCCAGAUUGGUCAUCUCCAGGCGGCCCGCGACGCCGACGCCUCUGCUGAGUCGGCUGCCAUGCUCCUCAAGCUGAAGAGCCAGGUCGACAAACUGGCCAAGGACAUCAAGAAGCUUGGCGAGGGUUGCGAGGAUCUCAAGCUGGGGAUCCACGAUGAGGAACUCGACGCGGAGGAAGGAGUUGGCGAACUGAAGAAUCGCAUCGACAAGCUCGAGGAGCAGGCUGUCGCCAUCAAGGAUGCCUUCAAACCACUCGACUUGAAGGAUACCGCCUAA